Coniophora puteana RWD-64-598 SS2 is the source of this 1381-nucleotide messenger RNA. RefSeq lists its product as uncharacterized. The record is from RefSeq and is a predicted model, not a curated record. The coding region runs from base 1 to 1314 and encodes 437 amino acids. Lineage: Eukaryota; Fungi; Basidiomycota; Agaricomycetes; Boletales; Coniophoraceae. The transcript is spliced from 4 exons.
AUGCUCUCCUCAGUAGCCGCAGGUUUCCGCCCCCUCGCGUGCUCAACACCAGGCCGCCUCGUCCUCAUCCACGUUCAGACGCGCACAUACGCCGCACAAAAGUCUGCGCGCCCCACUGCAUCCCCCAAGGGCAACCCUCACCCUCCCCACCCGCCUUCAACACCCAAGACCACGUCCACGACCAAGCCUCGCCCAGCCAAGGUUACCUCCGCCACCGAGUCGGCCGCCAAGCAAAAGCUCAACACGAAUGCGAAGCCUGCGGCUGCGAGCGCGUCCGGCUCUGCGGCCAAUGCCAAACCUACCAAGUCCAAGGAGCAGAUCGGCAUCGAGCGGAUGGAAAAGACGCUGCGCUCUGAGCAUCUCAUGAACACGACUGAUUUCUGGGGCCUUCGAAGUCCUCAGGUUUUGGAUGUGGAGGCACGCAUGGAGUAUGCCCCCGUUUGGUCCUCUCCAAGUUCUCUUGCGAGUAACUUGGGCUUCAACACCUCAAACGCUAUCAAGAGUGCGUUCAGCAUCUACGCCAUAGCACAACAGAACGCUUUCCCCGGGGGCGUCACUGUUCCUUCACCUUUCGGGGUCAGCAAACUCUUCAACCCAAGCAACUGGCGCCAAUUCGGCCCCAGAGGCUGGAACAGUGAAAACGGGUGGCUCUCGCCCCUCCGCCAGGUCGCACUCGACCUGCACUCGCAGAUGUGGACAAGCUACGCUGACAACGGCAUCCGUGAGCUGCGCUACAGCACCACCGUCGAAGCGCACGCCAAGCUCGCCCGAACGCUCAAAGCGCGCGACCCGGCGCACAUCUACGCCUGGCAACGGCACACCACGCCCGACGCCCCAUCUACAGCCUCCUCAUCCGACUCCCCCUCCGACACGCCCGGCGUCCGCCCGCCGAGCGCGACGAUCCUCUCCGUGCGCGCGACCGAGGGCAACCACGCGACAUCGGACCCGCGCCUCGGCAACCGCCUGCUCGUGCACGCGCUCGUCAAGAUCGAGUCCUCGCAGUCGCUGCAGAUCUACAACCGCCGCGGCAUCCUCAUCGGGAAGUCCGGUCUUCCCUCCUCUUCCUCCUCUUCCGCCAGUAAGAACAAGAAUAAGAAUAAGAACAAGGAGUCGGACGUGUGGACGGCGGGCAGCGCGAACAUCUUUGCGAGUGUGCGGCCGACGCAGGUGAUGAGCGGGCCGGCGGACGCGAAGCCGGUGCCGGUGAGGGUUGCGGAGUAUUGGAUUCUGGAGAAGGUGGGGUGGUAUGAUGAGGGGUGGAGGAUCCGCGAUGCGUAUGGGAAGACGGAGGAGAGUUUGCAGGUGAAGGCGUAGUUUCUGGGGGCUGCGUGGACGUGAGGUGGAGGUAUAGAGCGUAGCGUAUGGUUUUUGUUUAUAGUGC